UGUUAAGACAUUCUUCUGGAAUUGCUGUUGCCGGAGAGAGAUGGAGGCUGAUCAAAAUGGCGGCUCACCAGACCACCCAAGUUGUUCAUAUGUUCAAACUGUAACAAGGAUACUGGGAGAAGAGAGUGGAAAUAUGGUGUUAAAAGCGUGUAGCCAAGUAUCAAAGAUGGCUAACCGAGGAGUGCCAGUUACUGACGAUCUAAUUCGUAGAAUGGUAAUUGAGGGUUUUCAACCUGAUGCAGAGAGGCUUAGGUGUAAAAGGACUUGGAAUGAGUUUCCAGAGGAAAGGAACUUGCAGCUGAAGUUCUUAGAUAAUAAAGUAGCCAAUACUGUGUCAGGCGAGGAGUUUAAAGGGUUAAAACAAGAGUGCCUGAAGUUGGCUCUGCUUGAUUCGAACGAGCAUACUGUGACCUGUGGCCCUGGAUCUUCUGCAAAGGUGGAUAUACUACUUCUUGAGGACAAUGAUGAUGGUGAUGGUGAUGAAAGUAACAUGACACCUGAAAAGUUUGAGAGAAGCAUUAUUCAAAAAGGAGAUAAGAAGAAGCCUCACUUGUCUCCUAAAAGUGUUUAUAUAUUGCUCAAGAACGGUGUUGCAGAUUUGAAAGGUAUCAAGUUGGGACACGACAAAGAUUGGAUCAAGGUGUGUAGCUGCAGGCUGGGAGCGAGGAUUGCGCAGAAUCUUAAAGGAAUUACGGUGCAAGAAGCAUGGACUGCACCAUUUAAGGUCAAAGAUAAACGCGCCAAACAGUAUGACAAAUUUCCCUGUCCAUCUCUUACUUCUGAAGUUUGGAGAUUGAAGGGAAUCGGCAGGACUGGCAAGCGCAGUGAUAGACUGAAAGAGAAAUACAUCGAGACCGUGCAAGAUUUUCUGUUUUGGUUCCAUGUCAACCCUGAGGAGCUCCAAAACAAAAUCUUAAACGUCGGUGAUGGCAGAUGGAAGACAAUAGUGAGUCAUGCUCAGAAGUGCAAAAUUGAUUGUGAAAAGAUGUUCUGUCACAGAUCCUCAACCGAACCUCAAAGAUGUGUUAUUUAUGAUUGUGUGGGAAAACUCAAGGGGGAUAUCAUGGAGUCCCAGUUUGUCGGGAUUGAUAAUCUGUGUGCUGACAGAAAGGAUGAUGCUCUCAAGUUACUGAGAUCUGUAUUAGAAAGAGCCUCUACGUUAUAUGAUGAUAAAAAGGAUUUUCGAUACACAAUCACAAGCACCAUCUGUGAUUAUGGGUCUCUUGGAUCAAAAGAAAGAGGAGUGGUAUCCAACCCUGAUCCUCAAUUCACCCCUCUUCAUAUCACAGAUUAUGAGUUGGAGGGUGGUUUGGAUAGUGCAGCAGGUGGUGAGAUGGUUGGAGGUGGAGGUUCAAAGGAAAGCGCAACGUCAGCAUUAAUAGUGGAGCAGCAGUUGCCUUAUGCUUAUGAGUACUACCACAGCAGCCCAAACCCCAUGGAGCAACAAUAUCUUCAGACCGAAAGUAUGAGUAGACAUGUUGCUUUCCAGCACCUAGCUGGAGUGUGCGGAUCGAGCAGUGGUAUACAUUUAUAUGAUUCACUCUCAAUAAUGAACUUGAUUGGAGUAGAAGGUAGCACUGGCAGCCUCUUUGCAGGGUUUGAUGAGUUGAGAGACUACACUUUUGGUUGUGAGCAUGGCCAAAUGAAUACAGCGUCUGAGCUGGUUGUUCGUCGGAGAAAGAGAUGGAGAACAUUGUUCAUUGUUUUGAAAAUUAGCAAAAGGGAGGUUGUAGAUGUUAGUCCGGCCCGAAAGAAACAGAGAGUUGGUUAACGAUAAUGUGUUGUUGUGUUCAUCAUCAAGGCUGGGAGAACCGGAGAAGAAAUGGUAGCAUUUUACGCUUCUGGAUUAUUGAAGCUGUUUUGUAUUGUAGUUGUCAAUCGAACUUAAGCAAAUACUACAGUAACACAUUUGCUAUCCUACUCCAUUCAAAUGUACACUGAGGGUCUUACACCAACUGUAAAGUACUAUUAUGUAUGUAAACUUGCUGUUUUAGCA
Molecule: messenger RNA, 1996 nt
Organism: Salvia hispanica
Lineage: Eukaryota; Viridiplantae; Streptophyta; Magnoliopsida; Lamiales; Lamiaceae
Product: calmodulin-binding protein 60 A-like
Biological process (GO): regulation of salicylic acid biosynthetic process
Cellular component (GO): nucleus
Molecular function (GO): DNA-binding transcription factor activity; calmodulin binding; sequence-specific DNA binding
Source: RefSeq, a predicted model, not a curated record